Messenger RNA from Seriola dumerili (greater amberjack), 2533 nucleotides. RefSeq names its product protein APCDD1-like (gene apcdd1l). The record is from RefSeq and is a predicted model, not a curated record. The coding region runs from base 270 to 1826 and encodes 518 amino acids. Gene Ontology annotation, cellular component: plasma membrane. The transcript is spliced from 4 exons. Gene Ontology annotation, molecular function: Wnt-protein binding. Lineage: Eukaryota; Metazoa; Chordata; Actinopteri; Carangiformes; Carangidae. Gene Ontology annotation, biological process: negative regulation of Wnt signaling pathway.
AUGAGGCGAGCGGUUCCAACUGAGGACUUUCUUAUCAGACCAUGGAAGCCAAGAGGUGGAGGUAGAAAGAGAAGAAGAGAAGAAGAAGAAAAAAAAAGUCCCUGCUGCCUGAACAGGAGACCAGAGUUUCAUCUGAGGGAUAACUGGACAUAUUAUAUAUGCACUCCUGUCAUGGUGAUAUCCCACCUGAUCGUCUCUUGUUGACAGGAGCCUCUCUGUUUCUCGGAUUUCCCAGGGAUCAAAGUUUGUUUUCAGAGCAGAGCGCGUGAAUGAAGUGUGCGGAAGCAGGAAACAUGUCAAACGGACGUUUCUGUCACCUGUUGAGGGGAGCCUGGCUGCUGUGGCAAGCUGUGUUUGUGGCGGGGGCAGGGAGCAAACUUUGGGAGGUGCCCACAGCCUCCUUCACUUCCUCCUCCAACCUCAGUGAGAGCCUGCAGUGGGCUCCUCACUGUCAGUACCGCCACCUACAGGACAGAGUGAGAAUCACAGCAGAUAUCCCCCCAAGACUGGAUGGCACAUGGGUGUCAACAAGAUGUGAAGUUCGGCCUGGUCCAGAGUUCCUCACCCGCUCCUACACCUUUCACCCCAGCCGUCACUUCCAGGCCCUGCAGCACUACUACACCGACAGCAGCUGUGAGGACCCAGCCUACACCCUGAUGAUCAGGGGAAAGCUUCGUCUGCGCCAGGCCUCCUGGAUCACCCGCGGAGGCACUGAAGCUGAACACCACCUCAGCAAGGUGGGCAUCAUGGUCCACAGCCUGGUGGCCAAGCAGAGGCUGGCCUCCAGGCUGCCACCGACCUGUGUGGGUCUGACCCUAGGUCGGGUGGCGCCGGGGAAGCUGUAUGAGCUGUACAACACGCGGGCAGGGAGAGGGUGUCUGGCAGCACUGGGCUUCUCCAUGAUGGAGAUGGGUCUGGUUCGGGUGGAGACGCAGCACCACAACAAUGGAGGGAAGAUCCAGGAGCUGUUUUUAGGGGAUAUCAACACUGACUGGACUCAGAGAACUCAAUACAGACCAACAGGGUACCAGCAGCCACUGCAGAACGCCAUGCAUCACAUCCACCCCUGCCCUGUGUGUGCACUGGUGUACCGCUCUUCAGAGCAGCGCCCCCCGGUGUUGCCCCGCAGCUCUGCAGCUCCUCUGUCUCUGGCCGGCCGCUGGGUCAGCCAGCACUGUGAAACCCGUCCCACUGUCCUCUUCCUCACCCGAGACUUCACCUUUGACCCUGACCAGCACGCAUGGGAGGGCAUCUACCGGCACUACUCGGACCCUGCCUGCUCUCAGCCCACGUUCACCCUGAGAGCCUCGGGCCACUACGCUCAGGGAAACCCCUCCACCAAGGUCUCAGGAGCCACUGAGUUUGUCUUCAAGGUCACCCAGGUGAGAGUCACAGCCGUGGAGGAGCCCACAGCCAAGCUGCUGAACGGGACCAGGCCAGGAAAGUGUGGUCGGGCUGGAGGCUGGAAGGUCGGGGUGGAGCAGGACUUGACCCCCACAGACGGGUGCACAGUGCUGGGGAUCAAGCUGCCACAUAAGGAGUACGAGCUCUUCAAGACUGAGCUGGACCACAAGAAACGCCUGCUGCUGUUCAUUGGUGAGAGGCCGACUGAUGGGUCCAGUCCUGACAGACCGCAGAGGAGGCCCACUUCCUUUCAAGCCCCCAUGGUGCUAUGCGGCGGGGGGGAGACACAGCCCUCACAUCGCUAUGAAUCAGGAUUUAACAGCAAGCAAGUCCAGUUAGUAGCCAAUGGGACAGAGAGACUGGCACAGCUGGUGUUCCUGGUGUUUGGAUCUGUGCUGUGCAGCUUGUUCUGUGUUUAUUAGAGACAUUGUUCAAAAAUGAAACCUGUUACACAGCUGAAGUCAGUGAUGGACAUUGUUUUUCUGGCAGCUUACGUUCACUCUCCAUAUGAUGAUGACCACAUGUGUGAUGGUCAAGAAAUAUCAUGAGACAUUCAGGAGAGUUCAGUAAUUUUCAAUAUCUGGCCUUCAGAUGCUGCCCGUGGGUUCACUUCACUUUGACUCUUAACUUCAGUCACAAUUCCGCCUAAAACAAUCUGUAUAUAAACCACCAACAUAUUCAAGCGCCAUCAUUUCAGCAUGUAAAAAUAUAUUCUUUUAAACCAUCUUCCUUGUGUAUAAUGUUCAAAUAGAUGCUCUCACUUCACGGAUCAAUACUUUUUUCUCAUUUCUGGGUAAACGCUGUUUUCACAGCGUGUUGUUGUUUUUACAACAAAUCAGUGCUGGGAUGUGGAUCACUUAUUUCCACAUCAAAAUGAAAGCCAUGGACAUUCCAGUGGACUAUUCACCAAGAUGCAGUAAAACUAAUGCACUUUGUACAGAACAUUUUUAUCAACAUACUGGAAAGAAAAGAAACCAGAAAGUAGAAAAUGUGUUGUCUGCGCUCUAACAGCUACCAGCUUGAUUAGUCUAAUGCCACUGUGGUGUGAAAUGUUGCUUUAUCUCUGUCCCUCCUUCAAAGCAAGUGCAUUAGUCUGCUUUUCUAUCAGCAGUCAAUCUAAACAAAUCAG